Messenger RNA from Epinephelus lanceolatus (giant grouper), 1978 nucleotides. It is a transcript of the gene poglut2, whose product is annotated as protein O-glucosyltransferase 2. The record is from RefSeq and is a predicted model, not a curated record. Gene Ontology annotation, cellular component: endomembrane system. Gene Ontology annotation, molecular function: glucosyltransferase activity; protein binding. Lineage: Eukaryota; Metazoa; Chordata; Actinopteri; Perciformes; Serranidae.
UGAACUGUACAGAGAUUUUAUGACCAGGUUAACUAACGGUUACCUCGUCUCGCUGGAAGCGAAAUAUAAUUACAAAAAUAUGCGCGUGUGUUAACCAGAUAUAAAACAUUAGCAAUGCCACCGCUGAGUCGUGUUAUUCCCAAUGGAAACUGGACGAACUAACGUUAAAACGUUAGCUAGCUACAGACUUUACCUUAACUUUGCCUUAAAUGAUGUCUCGACACUUUUAAACCAACAAUGGCAAGUUUAGGCAGCUGAAGCUCUGCGGGGAGAAAAGUGACGGCUGACGGUAAAGGACAGUGGACUCUGGACAGGUAUGUCUCCUCGGCUGUUGUCGUGGUCGCUGCUGCUCUUCUGUCUGGAUGUGUUCAGACAUGAAGUUCCGGGGGCUCUGGCACACUCGGCACCCAGUGCUGCAAAAACUUUGGUGUGGGGACCCGGUCUGGAGGCAAACAUCGUCCUUCCAGCUCGAUUCUUCUACAUACAGGCGGUGGACAGCUCGGGGAGAAACUUAACAACAUCACCUGGUGAGAAGACCUUUGACGUGAAGAUUGUGUCUCCAGUGGAGCACUUCACCAGGAUUUGGAUCCAGGUCCUGGAUCGUCAGGAUGGCUCCUUCCUGGUUCGCUACAGAAUGUAUGCCACAUACACGGACCUCCACAUCCACAUCCUGCUCAAGAACAAGCACAUCGCAAAGUCACCAUUCAUUCUCACAGGCCCAGUUUAUCAUGAGGGCUGUGACUGUCCUCAGCCCACUGGUUCUGUGUGGGAAGCCCAAAUGCACUGUCCUCAGUCCUUCCCUCAGAUAGACAGGGACCUUUCCAUCUACGCAAGUGUCGACCCAGAUCGUAACGCGCAGGAGAUCCCACAGCGCUUCGGACAGAGACAAAGCCUCUGCCACUACACUAUUAAAAACAACAAGGUCUACGUUAAAACUUUUGGAGAGCAUGUGGGUUUCAGAAUCUUCAUGGACGCCAUCCUCCUGUCGCUCACCAGAAAGGUGCAGCUCCCUGACAUGGAGUUCUUCGUUAAUCUGGGCGACUGGCCAUUGGAGAAGAGAAAACCCACUGAGAAGAUUCAUCCCAUCUUUUCCUGGUGUGGCUCUAACAAUACCAGAGACAUAGUCAUGCCCACCUAUGACCUGACUGAGUCUGUCCUUGAGACCAUGGGAAGAGUAAGUUUGGACAUGAUGUCAGUGCAGGCCAACACAGGCCCACCAUGGCCAGAGAAGAACGCUACAGCCUUCUGGAGGGGCCGAGACAGUCGACAGGAACGUCUGGAGCUGGUCAAGCUUUCAAGGGCUCACCCCAACAUGAUAGACGCUGCCUUUACCAACUUCUUCUUCUUCCAACAUGAUGAGAGUCUCUAUGGGCCGCUGGUCAAACAUGUUUCUUUCUUUGACUUUUUCAAGUACAAGUACCAAAUAAACAUUGACGGCACUGUGGCAGCAUAUCGACUGCCUUACCUGUUGGCUGGAGACAGUGUGGUCCUAAAGCAGGACUCCGGUUACUACGAGCAUUUCUACAACGAACUUCGGCCGUGGGAGCACUACAUCCCAAUCAGGGCGGACCUGGGAGACCUGCUGGAAAAGAUCCAGUGGGCUCGUGAGCACGAUGAAGAGGCAAAGAAAAUUGCACUGGCGGGUCAGCAGUUUGCCCGCAAUAAUCUUAUGGGAAACAGUAUAUUCUGCUACUACUACAGACUUUUCCAGGAGUAUGCCAAACUCCAGGUCACAGAACCUAAGGUUCGUGAAGGCAUGGAGCUGGUGGAGCAGCCCAGUGAUGACCUGUUUCCAUGUUACUGCCACAGGAAAAAGGCAAAGGAUGAACUCUGAUUGACCUGUCAUCCAGUUACAGCACAAUCCUUCAUUGCUGAUAUACUGCCAAAUAAUAUUCAGAUUGUGAAAUGAUUGUAUGACUGUGAUAUGACUAUCACAUCUCGUUUUUAAAAUAAAUAUUUUUCUUUUUGUACGCUGAAA